AUGCGAUCGAAAUUCAAAGACGAACAUCCUUUCGACAAGCGCAAGGCUGAAGCUGAACGUAUCCGGCAAAAGUAUCCUGACCGUAUCCCAGUGAUCUGUGAAAAGGUUGAAAAGAGUGAUAUACCUACCAUCGACAAGAAAAAGUACCUGGUGCCUUCGGAUUUGACGGUCGGCCAGUUUGUCUAUGUCAUUCGCAAGCGUAUCAAGCUUAGUCCUGAGAAGGCUAUCUUUAUCUUUGUCAAUGAGAUAUUACCGCCAACUGCAGGAUUGAUGAGUGCCAUUUAUGAGGAACACAAGGAUGAGGAUGGUUUCUUGUAUAUAACAUAUUCUGGCGAGAACACUUUUGGCUCAUGCUAA
Molecule: messenger RNA, 357 nt
Organism: Lichtheimia ornata
Lineage: Eukaryota; Fungi; Mucoromycota; Mucoromycetes; Mucorales; Lichtheimiaceae
Exons: 4
Coding region: 1-357 (118 amino acids)
Biological process (GO): macroautophagy; cellular response to nitrogen starvation
Cellular component (GO): autophagosome; cytosol; fungal-type vacuole membrane
Molecular function (GO): phosphatidylethanolamine binding
Source: RefSeq, a predicted model, not a curated record